UCUUCGCCGGCGCGGGAACAGACGCGGAAGGCGGGGAGGUUGGGUUGGUGUGGGCAGUGACGCGCCAUUGCUGCCUCCGCCGCCGCCUCCCGGCUCCCUCCUCCUGCUUCCUGCGUUGCCUUGCGGGGGCGGCCCCGCCUGCAGCUGCUGCGCGGAACUUGCCUGGAAAAGCCGAAGAGCGCCCGAACCAACCAGGAAGGGAGGGAAGAAAGUUGUUUUUAGGCUGAGGGGCUUCUCUUGUUCUCUUGGUUUCGCGAUGUUGGGGGUGGCGGCUGCUGGAAUGACCAACAGCAACAUGGCCAAUGCUCUUGCCAAUGCCAUGUGUGAACGCUGCCGAGGAGGCUUUGCACCUGCAGAAAAGAUUGUGAACAGCAAUGGAGAGCUGUACCAUGAACAGUGCUUUGUGUGUGCCCAGUGCUUCCAGCAAUUCCCCGAGGGACUUUUUUAUGAGUUUGAAGGAAGGAAGUACUGUGAACAUGACUUUCAAAUGCUUUUUGCCCCUUGCUGCCAUCAGUGUGGGGAGUUUAUAAUUGGUCGGGUUAUUAAAGCUAUGAACAAUAGCUGGCACCCAGAAUGCUUCUGUUGCGAUAUCUGCCAACAGGUACUGGCAGACAUUGGAUUUGUAAAGAAUGCUGGCAGACAUCUUUGCCGUCCUUGCCAUAAUCGGGAGAAAGCCAGAGGUCUUGGCAAAUAUAUUUGCCAAAAGUGCCAUGCCAUAAUUGAAGAACAGCCGCUUAUCUUCAAGAACGACCCUUACCAUCCUGAUCAUUUCAACUGUGCCAACUGCGGAAAGGAACUGACUGCAGAAGCUCGAGAACUGAAGGGGGAGCUGUAUUGCUUGCCUUGCCAUGAUAAAAUGGGGGUACCCAUCUGUGGGGCAUGCAGGAGACCAAUCGAGGGGCGAGUGGUAAAUGCGAUGGGCAAGCAGUGGCAUGUCGAACAUUUUGUAUGUGCCAAGUGUGAGAAACCAUUCCUGGGUCACCGUCACUAUGAACGGAAGGGGCUGGCGUAUUGUGAAACCCAUUAUAAUCAGCUCUUUGGUGAUGUGUGUUUCCACUGUAACCGGGUGAUUGAAGGAGAUGUUGUCUCUGCCUUGAAUAAAGCAUGGUGUGUAAACUGCUUUGCAUGUUCUACUUGUAACACCAAGUUAACACUGAAAAAUAAAUUUGUGGAAUUUGAUAUGAAGCCUGUCUGUAAGAAGUGCUAUGAGAAGUUCCCACUGGAGCUCAAGAAGAGACUGAAGAAAUUGGCUGAAACUCUAGGAAGGAAAUGAGAUAUUUCAUCUUGCUAUGCAAAUUUAAGGAAAUGAGAUUCAUAUUCCCACUUAUUUUCAUUGUGUCUAUGAAAAUCUAUGCUCUUAAAAAAAUCCCUCUGCAUGACUAGCUUAAUACAAAAAUAUAUACCUUGCCAUAAAAUCUUUAAUGUCUUAUGCUAUAUGUACCUUUAAAUUAUGUAUUCUAUGUUUAUAUAAAUUUUUAGAUAACUCAGUCUUAAGUGGAAUAUUAAAACACAGCCUUUAAAUUGCAAUAGAGAUCACUCUACUGGGCCACUAGUGCUGAUCUCAAAUGAAUAAUAACCUAGCAUAGCCUCCACUUAUCUAGAAUUUUCCAAGUGCUGAGCUUUUAAUUUCCAAAAUUCUCAACCAACCCAACAGAUUAGGAAAGCAAAUUCUCUUGGCUAAAAAUCCAGAUUUUAGGAACAUGUGCCUGCCAGGAAGUGACUGCUGGAGCAAACCAAGUAAACCUGUAAGCUGGCAAUUUAUAAACACUAACCUGUAAAAUCCCAUUGAAUUCAAUGGCUUUCAGCUCUGUAGACAGAUAUAGGACUACAUGGUUAAGGAGAUCGAAAAAUAUUAGAAUUCAAUAUAGGUCAGGAUAAUUAAAAAAAACCAGACUUGUGGCGUGAGGGCUUUGAAACAUAUUUUAUGUAAUAAAUUUUAUAUUUCAUAUUAUUUAGAAUCAAAACAAGAUGCAUUUCCUUUGAUUCUAAACUGUCAUCUCUGGUGUUAAAAAUUAUGAGACAAAAGACUAGAGAUUUUUUUUGUAGGCAGUAAGUUCUUGUUUAAUCUUAGCUUAUGAACUGAUAAAACUAUAGUUUUCCAAUAUUAUAUUGCUGUCUUAGGAAAAUGGCAACAGCAAACAUUCUCAGUAUUUAGAAAGAUUAUAUUUUAUCAGGAUAUCUCGUUGAUUCUGUCUGCUAGCUUGACAGAAAGAAUUCAAGUUAUUGAGAUUUUUUUUUUAAACUAGUCAAAUUGGGGAUGAAUUGUGUACUAAAACCUUAGCUCAAACUAUUACAAAUGCAGAAAUGAUUUGUUCAGAAGUUUCUGAUCAUGGUAAAUAUUUGAGAACUGCUUUCAGAUUCUGGUAAGCCUGAAGCCCAAAGUGUGAGAUGUCAACAUAUUUCUGUGUCAACAGAGGUCAACUACUUGAAUUUUGUAAAGAUUUUUUUCUUGGAUCCUUCGGUAUUUUAUUUCCCUGUGCCUUAAUUAUGCUGUAUAUUUACAACAUUAAU
Pseudonaja textilis is the source of this 2511-nucleotide messenger RNA. It is a transcript of the gene LIMS1, whose product is annotated as LIM zinc finger domain containing 1. Gene Ontology annotation, cellular component: cell-cell junction; cytoplasm; focal adhesion. The record is from RefSeq and is a predicted model, not a curated record. Lineage: Eukaryota; Metazoa; Chordata; Lepidosauria; Squamata; Elapidae. Gene Ontology annotation, biological process: cell-cell adhesion; cell-cell junction organization; positive regulation of integrin-mediated signaling pathway.